GGCGAUCGCUAUCUCCCAGAGUGGGGGAGACGUUCUGUGCCUCGAAAGCCAGUCCGAAAUUAAAAGGGUGCGCCUGCCGACUAAGUGUGCGACCGAACUGGAGUGACAAUUAUUUCUGUUACUAUGUGUUUAUGCCCCACAAGUGUGUGAUAAUCCCAACCGAAAUCUCAUCACGGACCCACGGCACGUCAAAUGUGAUGUCGCACCGGUUUUUUACAGUGUUGUAGUAGUUGUAGUGUUCCCCGUGUGAUUAUUUUGGAAAUUCAAAAUGGCGCAUCAGUUGCCCCCAUCGGUGAAUUGUUCGCUGAACGACAUCGACCUGACCGCACUCAAAGAUCCCGCAGGAAUAUUCGAGCUAAUAGAGGUCGUCGGCAAUGGCACAUACGGACAAGUAUACAAGGGUCGGCACACGAAAACAGGUCAACUGGCCGCCAUAAAGGUGAUGGACGUGACGGAGGACGAGGAGGAGGAGAUCAAAUUGGAAAUCAACGUGCUGAAGCGGUAUUCGGAUCACAGGAACAUCGCCACCUAUUAUGGGGCGUUCAUCAAGAAAUCGCCACCAGGGAAGGACGACCAACUCUGGCUGGUCAUGGAAUAUUGCGGUGCAGGUUCGGUGACGGAUUUGGUGAAGUCGACGAAGGGCCAGUCGCUGAAGGAGGAAUGGAUCGCGUACAUAAGCAGGGAGAUGUUGAGGGGCCUCUCAUACUUACACUCCAACAAAGUCAUACACAGGGACAUCAAGGGACAAAACGUCCUUUUGACGGACAACGCCGAAAUCAAAUUAGUGGACUUCGGUGUGUCCGCCCAAUUAGAUAGGACAAUAGGCCGUCGGAACACAUUCAUAGGUACCCCGUAUUGGAUGGCGCCAGAAGUCAUUGCCUGUGAUGAAAACCCCGAGGCUACCUACGACAAUCGUAGCGAUUUAUGGUCACUAGGAAUUACAGCAUUAGAAAUGGCCGAGUCACAGCCGCCGUUGUGCGAGCUGCACCCGAUGCGAGCCUUAUUCCUGAUACCCCGCAACCCGCCGCCGCGGCUGAAGAGCCGCAAAUGGAACAAGAAGUUCCAAACGUUCAUCGAAACAGUAUUAGUGAAGGACUACCACGACCGACCGUACACCGAGCAACUGCUCAAGCACCCGUUCAUCAGGGACCAACCGACCGAACGGCAGGUCAGGAUACAGCUCAAGGACCAUAUCGACAGGUGCAAGAAGCGGAAACAGGAGAAGGAGCGCGAGGACUAUCGCUACUCCGGCUCGGAGAACGAGGAGGAGGACCCGCAGACGGCCGGCGAGCCCAGUAGCAUCGUUCAGGCGCCAGGCGGCGACACUCUGCGACGUAACUUCCAGCAGAUACAGGAGGGACGCACCCUUAGCCAGGCUGUUGAACCACCGCCAAGGAGUGGCAAGAACAAAGACAGGGAAGAAAUUCCCGAACCGGGUCCGCCUGCCAGACCGCCAAUUCCACAAAGGACCAUCGUUGUACCAGAACCUGCUCCACCAAGACGACCACUGCCACCACCUCCAGAUAAUAAUUUCGGCUCAAGACCGCAACAGCCUCAGCAGCAACAGAGAAACUCUCAGUCGCAGAACAUGUUCAAACCUAUGGGCGCAGCAGCACGUAAACCUGAGGAACUCGACGCUCUCGCCGCCCAUCUGAACGAGCUGGGCGUCCAGCAGACGAACCAACCCGAGGCGCCACCUCGCAACAACCGAAACAACAAGCAAUCGUCGUCGGUCAACAACAACAACGUGUCGACGCCGAGCAGCGCCAGCAAUCACUCGACGCCCAACCAGGCGAACAGCGGCAACAACAUCGACAGUCUCGUCGACAGCGAAACGGACUCCGAACCGGAAGACAACGGUCGGGUCCGGAACGACGGCACUCUGUUGGCCAGCGACCCACCCAAGCCACUUCCCGAGUUUGCUUACAGGGCCGGUCUCGGCGUGGUAGCCGAGAGUCCGGCGGGCGUGUCCAGUCCGGGCGCCACCGGAUCCGGUUCCAGUUCGGGUAGCGCACCCAACAGGCCUUUGCCACCCACCCCCGACGACGACGAAACCCAAGACAAGACGUUGGUGAUGAGAAAGCAGUCGGCGGCCAGUCUAUCGAAAAAAGUCGAGGAUAUCGACGAGGCGACGCUGCUGAAAGACUGGGACUUUGACAAGUUUUUCCCGAGCACGAAACGCAGCACUAACGGCCCGAACAACAAUCCGCCGAAAAGUAGCACGCCGAUAUCGGCGCGAAAGAGCGUCGCCGGCAAGGAGGACGAGAAGAAGUCCCACGGUCACAGGCGCAUGGAUAGCGAUUCCAAGAUCACCAAUCCGUUCUUUAGGGGCUUUCGCAGGGAGAAUUCGGACUUCUUCCCCAUGAGUGCCAGACACUCGGCCAUUUUUAUCGAUAAAAACGCCAGAUCCAGCGGUAUUUUCAAUAAUCGCAGGGGUUCCGACGCCGGUUUGGCUAAAAAGACCACCGGUGAACCGGUGUUGACGGAUUACGUGAAACGCACUCAGUCGCCCAGCAAGAACGACAUUAACAAAAACUACGGCUUGAUCAGUAGCGACAAGCAGAGAAACAGUCCGGUCAAAAGCAUUUUCAAAGACAACUUUCUGCGUCCGAGACGCGAGAAAACCGAAUCUGAAAUAGUACUGCGUAACUCUGAGGCUCGCAGGAGUAUCAGAGAGACUUUAGAGGCUCGAAGGAGAGAAAUGGAAACUCAAUUUGCUGAUAGCAUUGGAAGACGGGGCUCGAGGCCGACUGAUGUCAGUGCUAUGAAUCUGUCCACUGGUACCAACUCUUCCACUGAGGGUGAAGGAUAUGUUUUUCUACAGAACGGCCGUAGCGGCGAACACACUCGCCAGAGCAGCGUGCUUCCGGAUCUGCUGAGCCAGGCAAGCGGAAGUCCCGGCACCCCGUCCGCCAGGGACAAGUCGCAGAGCGAGGAGCACCAUCACGGUGAAUUCAUGACACCGCCCUCCCACACUAACCAUCUUCCUCUUGCCCUGCAACAGAAACAGCGUUCCUUCUUGGCCUUCGGCUUCGGCGUCAGCAAUGCCGGACAGCCGUCGCGUCGUGAGUCCCACGUGAACGUCAACGUGACCCCCACCUCGCACGACCUGACGUCCGACACGCCCGAGAUCAGGAAGUACAAGAAACGAUUCAACAGCGAAAUCCUGUGCGCCGCACUAUGGGGUGUGAAUUUGCUGAUCGGAACGGAACACGGAUUGAUGUUGUUGGACAGGAGCGGCCAAGGUAAGGUGUACCAAUUGAUUUCGAGGAGGCGGUUCCAGCAGAUGGAGGUGCUCGAGGGACAAAACAUCCUGGUCACGAUAUCCGGCAAGAAGAACCGGGUCCGCGUCUACUACCUCAGUUGGCUGAAGAGCAAAAUCUUGCGCACCGACGGCGUUAGUGACCAAGUGGAACGCAGAAACGGCUGGAUAAACGUGGGCGACCUCCAAGGCGCCGUACACUUCAAGAUCGUCAAGUACGAGCGCAUCAAGUUCCUGGUCAUCGCCCUGAAGGACAGCAUUGAAAUCUACGCCUGGGCGCCGAAGCCGUAUCACAAGUUCAUGGCGUUCAAGUCGUUCUGCGAACUGACGUUCCGGCCCCUGCUCGUCGAUCUGACCGUUGAGGAGGGCACGCGGCUGAAAGUCAUUUACGGCAGCUCCGAUGGGUUCCACGCCGUCGAUCUGGACUCUGCCAGCGUUUACGACAUUUACCUGCCUAAACAUAUUCAGGGGGGAAUUAGUCCACAUUGCAUAGUUGCUCUACCAAACACCAACGGAAUGCAGCUAUUGUUGUGCUACGACAAUGAAGGUGUCUACGUCAACACCUACGGUCGAAUAGCUAAAAACGUGAUACUUCAGUGGGGCGAAAUGCCGACUUCAGUGGCGUACAUCGGCACGGGCCAGAUAAUGGGCUGGGGCAACAAGGCAAUAGAGAUCCGUUCGGUCGAGACCGGCCACCUGGACGGCGUGUUCAUGCACAAGAAGGCGCAGCGCCUCAAGUUCCUCUGCGAACGCAACGACAAAGUAUUCUUCAGCAGCGCGAAGAGCGGCUCCAACUGUCAGAUCUAUUUCAUGACGCUGAACAAGCCGGGCAUGGCCAACUGGUAAAUGAACGGGACGAGGUUGCACUAUUUUUGAACCAAUGUGAGACAUUCAAAACAGACCAUUUUACACCACGCAUUCGAUUCGCUGUCGCGGUCCGCGCGUCUACGGGACGGAACUUCUAUGUUUUUUGAUUGUGUAGUUUUUUAGGGGUGGGUGCAGGCCGGCUAGACUUGUGGGUUAUCUGCAGUUCACGACGAUUCGCGUUCGAUAAAGACUGAUUUACGUAACCACGACUGUUUGAUUGGCAGUCGGGGGAGUCUGUGUGUAUAUACUUAAUGCUCUGCGCAUUCUUAAAUAUCUUCUGGAUGUUCUCAGAUGUUCUAUUACAGUUUUGUUGAGUCAUGGCUUGCCCCGUACGCUCGGAAAAUAUAGAAGUAUGGUAUUGUGGAUAUAAAAUAUUGUAGGCCUUUGUAUGAUGUUUAAAAUGAAUCUUUAGACUGGGAGAAUGGUUAUAAAUGGUUAUAUUUUUGCAAUCCAUAGUACAAUGACGAUUGAUCAAAAAAAUUAAUAAAAACCACACCUUGCGGAAUCAAAGUUCUGUACAAUUGUAUGUUUGUUUGAUUAGUUUAAGCAUAACAUAUCUAUAUUGUAGAGUACUGCGACUUUAUGUUAGGAUCGUAUUUAUUAGUACGUACUUAAUUUCUUUUCUUAAUCAUUUAUACGUUUGUUUAUAGCUUUUAAAUAAAAGUGAUUUAUUACAAUAAAACCACACAUAAAUUUUGAUUCCAGCAAGCAUUUUAUACAAAUGUACAAUUCGAAAUUAGCAAUAAACAAAUUUAGGUGACAACCCGAAACUUUGUAAAAAACGCUUCUUUCUCAUUUAGUUGUAUAAACGAAAGGAAAGUCAUGGUGGAUGUUGGAAGGAAUGGCAAACAUAUUUUACGAAUUAUUAGACAAUAAAAAGCUUUAAUAUCAUUUUAUAGAAAAUUGGAAAAAAAUGCAACCUUAAUACUUCUAAAAUAUGUUUCCAAAUAAGUUCUUCGAGACAUCCGCAUUUAACUGUGGAGGAUAUGCAUUUAAUAAAGUCGUUGGUGCCAACCAAGCGUUAGUGAAAUGAUAAAAUGCUCACUAAACUGUAGAUAAGUAAUACGUUAGUAUGAUCAAGACUCGUUCACCGCAAAACGGGGCUUGGACAUAACUUUUUUGUACAUACAAACAAAAUUUAUAUUGCAAGUAGUAAUCAGCACAAUGGAAAAGAAAAAAAAACAGCCUCUUGUUUUAUGUAUUUUGUUUCAUACUUGUUUAUUAUUAUUUAAUCAUUGCACAUAUGAAUUUUAUACUAAAUUUAAAUUAGUACAUAACGUCAGUGUAAACUAUUAUAUAUUAGUUUUUUACUAUUAUUUGCUAUGAGACUGUUACACGAUUUUGUUAAUUCCUAGACAUUAUUUAAUUAUCUAUUUACUGAAUAAUUUUUCAACUACUGUAGUCAAGUCAAUAAAUCUAUCCGAAUGUUGGUUAAAUGUUUGCUAUGUAACUACAAUAACGGGCGUCCCGGAAAUCUGUUGUGUUGCUAACAUUUUGUAUUAAGUAAUCCAGCAGCGAAACAUUUUCCCUGACGUGCCGUAACUUUAUUGUGUAUCAUUAGGUCUGCUAUUAUUUGCAUCCAAUGCAUGCCUAUUUUAUUCUUAAGUCAAGAUUCUUAUAUUUGCUCUUUUAUAUUUUCCAAAGAGAUGGUAUUAGUGUGAUUUUUAUAGAAAUAAUACAUUAUUGUUCAAAUAUCAUUUUAUUAUUAAAUAAACUAAAGUUAUAUACUUAUUAUA
Aethina tumida (small hive beetle) is the source of this 5865-nucleotide messenger RNA. It is a transcript of the gene msn, whose product is annotated as serine/threonine-protein kinase mig-15. The record is from RefSeq and is a predicted model, not a curated record. Lineage: Eukaryota; Metazoa; Arthropoda; Insecta; Coleoptera; Nitidulidae. The transcript is spliced from 18 exons. The coding region runs from base 269 to 4108 and encodes 1279 amino acids. Gene Ontology annotation, molecular function: protein kinase activity; ATP binding. Gene Ontology annotation, biological process: protein phosphorylation.